GUCGCUGCGUUGCCUUAGCAACCGGACUAAGAGGACGCGGUGGUUGGGCCUCAAGGCCUCUGGCUAUUCAACCUCGGGGCUCUUCGCCAGCACUGCUCGCUUCCGGCACCAUGUCGGUGCGGGCGCUACCGCUGCUCUUCUUGAACUUGGGCGGGGAGAUGCUUUACAUCCUGGACCAGCGGCUGCGGGCCCAGAACAUCCCGGGAGACAAGGCCCGCAGAGAUGAAUGGACAGAGGUGGACAGAAAACGAGUUCUGAAUGACAUCAUCUCAACCAUGUUCAAUCGAAAGUUCAUGGAGGAAUUGUUCAAACCCCAAGAGCUCUACUCCAAGAAGGCCCUGAGGACUGUCUAUGACCGCCUGGCUCAUGCCUCCAUCAUGAGACUGAACCAGGCCAGCAUGGACAAGCUGUAUGACCUGAUGACUAUGGCUUUGAAAUAUCAAGUAUUGCUGUGUCCCCGUCCCAAGGAUGUGUUGCUGGUCACUUUCAAUCAUUUAGAUGCCAUCAAGGGAUUCAUCCAGGACGCCCCAGCCCUCCUGCAUCUAGUGGAUGAGACUUUUCGGCAGCUGCUUGACAUAUACGGGGGUCUCCCUGCAGGGGAGUUCCAUCUGAUCCGGCAGACACUCCUCACCUUUUUCCAGGACCUGCACAUCCGGGUGUCCGUAUUUCUAAAGGACAGAGUUCAGAAUUCUAAUGGCCGCUUUGUGCUGCCAGUGUCCGGGCCUGUUCCCUGGGGAACUGAAGUCCCUGGACUCAUCAGAAUGUUCAACACCAAAGGCGAUGAAGUGAAGAGGGUCGAAUUCCAGCAUGGCGGAAACUAUGUCGCGGCAACGAAAGAAGGUUCUUUUGAAUUGUAUGGAGACCGAGUCCUGAAACUGGGAACUAAUAUGUACAGUGUGAACAGGCCUGUGGAAACCCAUAUGUCUGGACCAUCCAAGAACUUAGCUUCACAGACACAGCAAAGCAUUGCUCCAAACCCUCUUGCUAAAGAAGAGCUGAAUUUCUUGGCCAGGCUGAUGGGAGGAAUGGAGAUUAAGAAACCCGGUGGCCCUGAGCCAGGAUUCCGGUUGAAUCUCUUUACCACCGAUGAAGAGGAGGAACAAGCAGCAUUGAGGAGGCCAGAAGAAUUAUCCUAUGAAGUUGUCAACAUACAAGCUACUCAGGACCAGCAAAGGAACGAAGAGCUGGCUCGGAUCAUGGGGGAGUUCGAGAUCACGGACCAGCCAAGGUGGAGCGCCAGCAAGGGCGAUGAUUUGCUGGCCAUGAUGGACGAGUUAUAGCUGUGUGGACCAGGCACACCCCUCCCGCCCCAGGAGAGGCUGCCGAAUGAGGACCCCAGGGGAUCCCCAGGGAGCAAAAGGAUGCUGCUCGCUUUCUACUGAGUUGAAGCCGUUACCUCUUGUUCCUGUUUAUGUUGUAAUGAACUGUGCAAGUCUCUCUCAGGGAGCACACUCCCUGGAAGGCAUACACGUACACAUUUUUUCAGCAAAAUAUAUGCUAGCUUUUAAAUUAGA
This is a messenger RNA of Hipposideros armiger (great roundleaf bat), 1514 nucleotides long. It is a transcript of the gene OSCP1, whose product is annotated as organic solute carrier partner 1. The transcript has 11 exons. The record is from RefSeq and is a predicted model, not a curated record. Gene Ontology annotation, biological process: transport. Bases 111 to 1280 code for a protein of 389 amino acids. NCBI's taxonomy places the organism in Eukaryota, Metazoa, Chordata, Mammalia, Chiroptera, Hipposideridae. Gene Ontology annotation, cellular component: cytoplasm; plasma membrane.